AUGGAGCAGAGUUCAGCCUCAGGGAUACCAAAGAAUCCUGACAAGUUUAUUAAUGUUGUUUUGAAUCAUGGUGAGCAUUCUGCGGUUUUUCGUGUUAAUACUAAAAUAACCGUAGAAGAAUUGAAGCAUUUAGCAUGCAAGCAGUGGAGGUCUUUGUCCCCUGGGAGUAUAUGUUUCAGCUAUAUGGACAAUGCUCAAGUAGUUUUUGUGACAGGUGAUAUACAACUACAAAGCUUAAUUGGUUUCAUGAUUCUUAUUGAUAAUGAAGAUGUGUAUUUGCGUGUGGGUAUGAUUCCGAAUCAUACUUCUCGUUCUAAGUCUGGUUGUAGCAGAAGUUCUGGUUCUAAGUCUGGUUGCAGCAGUAGUUCUGGUUCUUGUUUUAAGUCUGCUUGUGAAACUGAAAGUCCUAAGAUGGUAAGGGUGUUAGAUCAUGAUGCAAACAAGGGGAAGCCUCUUAUUAUCGAUGAAUGGAAUUAUGUAUUUGACGAGAUUGGUAGAGAAUUCAUGGGUGGUGUUAAAGCUGUUAGGAUUGCUCUCGAUAAGUACAAGAUGGCUACUGGUCACAAGAUUGUUAUUCUUAAAAAUGACACAACUCAUUUUACUGCAAAAUGUGAAGAAGAUGGUUGCGCUUGGAGGAUUCACUUUGGGCCUGUGAAUGGUGAUACUUCUCGGUUCGUGCUGAAAGAUUCUAACGCUCACAGCUUAAAACCCAGACAGAUCAUUUCACUUUUCAAGAAAACUUAUGGGUCCAAUAUUAAGUAUCACCAUGCCCGUAGAGGGAAAGAAGUUAUAUUUGAAGAACAGUAUGGCGAUGAUGAGAAGUCGUAUAGUGAUUUUACUUGGUAUGUCAAAGCAAUUGAAGAAACUAAUCCCGGUAGCUAUGUGAGGUUUGAAGUUGAGGAUGGAACCAAUAGAUUUCAGAGGAUAUUCGUUUGUUACGGUGCUUGCAAGCAUAGCUAUAGGUAUCUCAGGCCCAUGAUUUACUUGGACGCUACUUUCCUUACUGGUAGAUACAGGGGUACUCUGAUGGCUGCAACAUGUAUGAACGGAAACAAUGAGUUUUACCCAUUUGCUUUUGCUAUUGUUUCUUCUGAAACCAAAGAUAAUUGGUUUUGGUUUCUGGAGAAUCUUCAAAAACUUGUCGAUGGUCGUCCGAUUGUUUUCCUUAGUGAUCGUGGAGAAGGACUUUUACAGGGCAUUCCAAAAUAUUUUCCUAAUUCACAUCACAACUAUUGCUUUUACCACAUCAAAUGCAAUCUCCCCAUUGGAUCAGGUGAUGUGAAUUCGAAGCCCGUUCUUGAUUUGUUUUACAAAGCUGCGUACUCUUACACACCAGCAAACUUUGAAGAAGCUUUGCGGGGCAUGCAUGCAAUUGGAUGUGGGCAUGUUGCUAACUAUAUCAGGACUAUUCCAAAAGAGAAAUGGGCAAAUGCAUUUUUCUCUGUAUGCAGAUAUGGUGCUCACUCUUCAACUCUUGCUGAGUCCUUCAACAACUGGGUUCUUCCUUUCAAAAAGUUGUCUGCUUUUGUUCUUCUCGAUGCGAUACGUUUGAAGGUUAUAGAGAAGAUGUCUGAGAGAAGGAUAAUAGGUCUAGAAACUUUCAACACUAGGCUCACUCCUGAAUAUGAGGCUUUACUAAAGGAAACCAUUGACAUUGGUCGUACUUGGACUGUUGUUUAG
Papaver somniferum (opium poppy) is the source of this 1680-nucleotide messenger RNA. RefSeq lists its product as uncharacterized. The record is from RefSeq and is a predicted model, not a curated record. The transcript is spliced from 4 exons. The coding region runs from base 1 to 1680 and encodes 559 amino acids. Lineage: Eukaryota; Viridiplantae; Streptophyta; Magnoliopsida; Ranunculales; Papaveraceae.